AUGAAAAUAAUUAUCAAAACCUUAAAUGGAUCGAAUUUGGAAAUUGAAGUACAAACAACAGAAACAGUAAAUAUGAUUUAAAUAUUAGGUUCUAAACAUUAAACAAAAAAUUGAAUAGCUUAAGUAAUUUGAAAUAGAUUAAUAAAAAAUAUUAAGAAAAGGUACUAUUUUGCAAAAUGAAUAAACUGUUGGUGAAUUGGGACUUAAAGAAAAAGACCUACUCGUUGUAAUGGUCAACGUUAAAGUAACUAAUUUAACUACAUUAAUUUAGAAAGAACCUCCUAAACAAUAAUCAGUUUAAUAAUAAUUUCAAUAGUAAUCUUAGUAAACACAAUCUAUUUAAGAAUAAAAACCUAUAUAAGUGCCAAAACCAAUUAUUAACUCAGAAUAUUUAUAGAGAAAUUCAUAAUAUCAUAUAUUUCUUGAAAGUUUGGUUUAAAAAGGAUUUUCUAAAUCUCAAUGUACAAGGAAGGAAAAUAAAGCUGGAUUUAGUUAAAUCUAUUAUGAUUAGUUUUAUUAUUCGAAAUAUAAAGAUGUUCCUUUUAUUCAAUAUUUGACAGAAUUAUAUAUUAAAGAUCCAGAAGCAAUCCUAUAGAUUCUAAAUGAAUUCAAAAAAUAAAAUCCCUAAUUAUUGCAAGUAAAUAAUUUAUUUAAUUUUAACUGAGUC
Paramecium primaurelia is the source of this 667-nucleotide messenger RNA. The record is from the annotation of a GenBank genome assembly. NCBI's taxonomy places the organism in Eukaryota, Ciliophora, Oligohymenophorea, Peniculida, Parameciidae.